This is a messenger RNA of Arachis duranensis, 899 nucleotides long. RefSeq names its product peptide methionine sulfoxide reductase B5. The record is from RefSeq and is a predicted model, not a curated record. The coding region runs from base 40 to 687 and encodes 215 amino acids. Gene Ontology annotation, molecular function: peptide-methionine (R)-S-oxide reductase activity. Lineage: Eukaryota; Viridiplantae; Streptophyta; Magnoliopsida; Fabales; Fabaceae. Gene Ontology annotation, biological process: response to oxidative stress; protein repair. The transcript is spliced from 3 exons.
AGAAACGGUCACACCCACCUGCUGCUGCUAGAUUGACCAAUGAACACAACAAUAUCACACAGCAUGGGCUUCAGUGUUCUGAGAGCCACACCUCUCUGUUCUUCCGACACCACUAAACCCAUCUUCUUCUCCAUUCUCCAUUCUCAUCCCACUUCCACCACCUCCCUCUUCACCUUUCCUCCGCCAUCCACCAUCAUUCCAACUCCACUUGCUGCUUCACCCGGCCUUCAUCAUCACCACCUGAAGCGUGGCGGUUUCCGCGGCGGUAGGUUCGUGGCCAUGGCUGCACCCGGCUCCCUCCGGAAAUCAGAGGAAGAAUGGCAUGCCAUCCUCUCCCCCGAGCAGUUUCGGAUUCUCAGGCAAAAAGGCACCGAGUUUGCAGGGACUGGAGAAUAUGACAAGUUCUUUGGUGAGGGAGUUUACCACUGUGCAGGUUGUGGGACUCCUCUAUACAGGUCAACAACAAAAUUCAAUUCUGGUUGUGGCUGGCCAGCGUUCUAUCAGGGUCUUCCCGGAGCCAUAAGUCGCCAUCCGGACCCUGAUGGAAUGAGGACCGAAAUAACGUGUAGUGCAUGUGGUGGACAUCUUGGGCAUGUAUUCAAAGGUGAAGGAUUUCCAACACCUACUAAUGAACGCCAUUGUGUCAAUAGCAUCUCACUCAAGUUUGCACCCGCCAACACCAGCUAAUCCAAUCUAUGCAUAUAUGGCUUCUUAAGAACUAAGAUAUAAGAUAGUAAAUAAUUCUCUGUAUUGUUGCCUGAACAAUUAUGUUGUAAUUAUGUUUCCCAAAGUUCAUAUGUACUUGAUCUUCUUUCCUUGGUGUACUUGACAGGGGGAAGCUUUGAGGCUACUGCAAUUUAUAUAUGUAAAAGAAUGAUUAGAUAUAUUUAGAGCUUGAA